UCCUACGCAGUGCUGCGGCUACUACUGCUACUUCUACCGCCACAAGAGGAAGAAACCAAACGAGAUCGGACACAGUUCGCUAGCUCCUACUGCGUCUCUAUAAACUCCUCCUCCUCCUCCUCCUCCUCUCGCCACCUUUGAGUCCAUUCAGGUCGCCGGAGAUUGAACUGAUCGCCAUGGGAUCCGCUCGUUUCAAGUCCAUAGAGCAAUGCAGCUCCCAGGGGCGGUCCGGCCAUUCAGUCGCCGCCGAUCUCGACGGCACCCUGCUCCUCUCGCGCAGCGCCUUCCCUUACUUCAUGCUGGUGGCGGUGGAGGCCGGCAGUCUCCUCCGCGGCCUCCUCCUCCUCCUCUCCGUCCCCUUCGUCUACCUCACCUACGUGUUCCUGUCCGAGUCCCUCGCCAUCAAGACCCUCGUGUUCAUCGCCUUCGCGCGCCUCAGGCUGCGCGACAUCGAGAUGGUGGCGCGCUCCGUCCUCCCGCGCUUCUACGCCGACGACGUCCACCCGGAGACGUGGCGCGUCUUCAGCGCCUGCGGCGGCCGGCGCUGCGUCGUCACCGCCAACCCCACCGUGAUGGUGGAGCCCUUCGUGCGGGGGUUCCUCGGGGCCGACGCCGUGCUGGGGACGGAGCUGGAGGUUACCAAGUCCGGCCGCGCCACCGGCUUCGUCAAGAGCCCCGGCGUACUCAUCGCCGACCUCAAAAGGAAGGCGGUCGAGAGAGAGUUCGGAGAGGCCUCGCCGGACGUCGGCAUUGGCGACCGCGAGACCGACUUCGAUUUCAUGUCCAUUUGCAAGGAAGCGUACAUGGUGCCGCACAGCAAACAGAAGCCGGUUCCGAAGAACCAACUACUGAACCGGGUGAUCCUCCACGACGGCCGGUUCGUCCACAAGCCGGAGCCGAUGGUGGCGCUGGUCACAUUCCUGUGGAUCCCCUUCGGCUUCCUCCUCUCCCUCCUGCGCGUCUACAUCAACCUUCCCCUGCCGGAGCGCAUCGUCUUCCACAACUACCGCCUCAUGGGCAUCAAACUGGUGGUGAAGGGCACACCGCCGCCGCCGCCCAAGAAGGGUCACCCGGGCGUGCUCUUCGUCUGCAACCACCGCACGAUGCUGGACCCGGUGGUCACCGCCGUCGCCCUGCGCCGAAAGAUCAGCUGCGUCACCUACAGCAUCAGCAAGUUCUCGGAGCUAACCGCGCCCAUCAAGACCGUGGCGCUGACGCGGGAGCGCGACAAGGACGCCGCCUACAUCCGGCGGGUGCUGGAGGAGGGGGACCUGGUGAUCUGCCCCGAGGGCACCACCUGCCGCGAGCCCUUCCUGCUGCGCUUCAGCGCCCUCUUCGCCGAGCUCACCGACCGCAUCGUCCCCGUGGCCAUCAACACCAAGCAGAGCAUGUUCCACGGCACCAGCGCCAGGGGGUGGAAGCUAUUCGAUCCUUACUUCUUCUUCAUGAACCCGAGGCCCGUGUACGAGAUCACGUUCCUGAACCAGCUGCCGAGGGAGUUCACCUGCGCCGGCGGCAAGUCGCCCAUCGAAGUCGCCAACUACAUACAGCGAGUGAUCGCCGUCACGCUCGGCUUCGAGUGCACCAUCUACACCAGGAAGGACAAGUACGGUCUGCUCGCCGGCACCGACGGCCGGGUCCUCUCGAAGAAGGAAAGCAAUGAGGAGGAGAAGCAAAAACAGGACAAGGCUUGAUUAUGGAAUCAGUCUUAGUAAUUAAGUAUGAAUUGGAUAAUACAAGUUGUUGCUUAAAACCUCCUACUGUAUUUGUUGGCUUGAUACUUUAUUCACCAUAUAGUUCUUCUGUCUCUUUGUAUCA
Molecule: messenger RNA, 1818 nt
Organism: Zingiber officinale
Lineage: Eukaryota; Viridiplantae; Streptophyta; Magnoliopsida; Zingiberales; Zingiberaceae
Product: glycerol-3-phosphate 2-O-acyltransferase 6-like
Exons: 2
Coding region: 177-1694 (505 amino acids)
Biological process (GO): cutin biosynthetic process
Cellular component (GO): membrane
Molecular function (GO): phosphatase activity; glycerol-3-phosphate 2-O-acyltransferase activity
Source: RefSeq, a predicted model, not a curated record